Molecule: messenger RNA, 10037 nt
Organism: Cydia fagiglandana
Lineage: Eukaryota; Metazoa; Arthropoda; Insecta; Lepidoptera; Tortricidae
Gene: Tbc1d22
Product: TBC1 domain family member 22B
Exons: 5
Coding region: 123-1553 (476 amino acids)
Biological process (GO): activation of GTPase activity
Molecular function (GO): GTPase activator activity
Source: RefSeq, a predicted model, not a curated record
UGGGGUACGUAACCAAGAGUUAUUUUGUCUAUGCCAAGUGUCAUGUCAUAUCAAAAACAUUUUCCUUCUACUAUUUUGUUGUUCAACAAAGUUAUUUAGAAUGUUCCUUGCUGUAUAUUAUUAUGGAAAGUCACCAACCCGAACAUGACAAAAACGGGUUACCUGACACGUUUUGGAAGACCCCACAGCGCGUACCGGGCAGGCCCCAGCGGGGAGUGGAGGUUAUGUCUGGGUCCUCUUACCAGCAGUUCCAGGCGUCGGUGAACGACGCCUGGGACCUGGGGGACGACGAGAUCAUAUCAGGGAUCGCGGAGACGAAGAUAUCGAAAGCCAUAUCACAAACCGCCGCUUUGAACGUUAUAAAUUCGCAUAGGAAUAGUACUAAGAAUGUAAAGACAGUGAAGACUGAAGUGGAAAGUGAAAAAGACGAGAAGAAGGAGGAUGCGGUGCCAGUGAGGAGGAGUGAGGGGCGGAGGAGCGGGCCCGGGGGCAGCGCGGGGCCGCUCAGGCACUAUCCUGGCCGGCCGCGGGCGGUGCGGCUCUCGGCGCUCACGUCAAGAGAAGAGAGCAGUGAAUCUAAGCUGGAGCGAUUCCAGCAGCUGCAUGAUAGUGCUGUUAUUAACUUGGAUGAGCUGAAGCAGCUUAGCUGGUCUGGGAUUCCAGUAAAGGCUCGUGCAAACACAUGGCGCCUGCUAGCCGGCUACCUUCCCGCCAACACCGAGCGUCGCACCGAGACCUUAGAGCGCAAGCGAGCAGACUACAAGCACCUAGUGAGACAGUACUACGAUGCAGAGAGAGACGACGAUACUUACAGGCAGAUACACAUCGAUAUACCGCGGAUGAGCCCGCUGGUUGCACUCUUUCAACAACAUACUGUACAAGUGAUGUUCGAACGCAUCCUCUACAUCUGGGCGAUCCGGCACCCCGCCUCGGGUUACGUGCAGGGCAUCAACGACCUGGUGACGCCUUUCUUCAUGGUGUUCCUCCAGGAGGCCAUACCUGGCGAGGAGCUGGAUAACUAUCCUCUGGAUAAGCUGGAGGAAGCGCAGCGGGAUGUCAUUGAAGCUGAUUCGUUUUGGUGCCUGUCGAAGUUUCUGGACAGUAUACAGGAUAAUUAUAUAUUCGCGCAGCUUGGGAUCCAAUAUAAGGUGAACCAGCUGAAAGACCUGAUCCGCCGCAUCGACCUCCCCCUCCACACGCACCUCCAGAACCACGGCGUCGACUACCUGCAGUUCUCCUUCCGCUGGAUGAACAACCUCCUCACCAGGGAGAUACCUCUCCCCUGCACCAUUCGGCUGUGGGAUACGUACUUAGCUGAGUCAGACGGCUUUGCUACCUUCCAGCUGUAUGUCUGUGCAGCCUUCCUCCUCCACUGGCGCGAGCGGCUGAUGCUCGAGCGGGACUUCCAGGGGCUCAUGAUCCUUCUGCAGAACGUGCCCACGCAGAACUGGACGGACUCCAACAUCAGCGUGCUGGUGGCGGAGGCCUACCGGCUCAAGUUCGCCUUCGCCGACGCCCCGAACCACCUCAACGCGGGCAAGUCGGACAGGUGACGGGGCGUCGUUGUCGGUUGAGCUCAGUUUGCGUUGCAAUAUUUGUGUCACUUCAAACUGAUAAAUCCACUCGACGCUAUCAGCAAAUAUCUACCCUAUUAACUUUUCUUAACCAAGGCUCGGAACCGGUUUUUUUAAAUCCCAAUCCCAAUCCCAAAUACUUUUAUUUAUUUUACGGCCUUUGUCUUUACGUGGGACUGAAUCAUGUAUUUAGGUGCCAGCUUCGUAUCAUUAGAUUGCCCCAUUAAAAAUGAAAUAAUAAACCAAAUAACGAAAUAGAACGUAAUAAUACCGGUAUUUAUUGUAUGAAGAAAUAACCGGUUCCGAGCCUUGUUUUUAAUCCGCCGAACCACCAUCAUACAACAAAUUGAUGCAAAGCAUUUUGACCCAUAUUGAUCUGUGUCGUACAGGCUCAAGUUCGCCUUCGCCGACGCCCCGAACCACCUCAACGCGGGCAAGUCGGACAGGUGACGGGGCGUCGUUGUCGGUUGAGCUCAGUUUGCGUUGCAAUAUUUGUGUCACUUCAAACUCUGAUAAAUCCACUCGACGCUAUCAGCAAAUAUCUACCCUAUUACCUUUUCUUAAUCAAGGCUCGGAACCGGUUUUUUUAAAUCCCAAAAUAGUCCAAUACUUUUAUUUAUUUUACGGCCUUUGUCUUUGCGUGGGACUGAAUCAUGUAAAUCAGCUUCGUAUCAUUAGAUUGCCCCAUUAAAAAUGAAAUAAUAAACCAAAUAACGAAAUAGAACGUAAUAAUACCGGUAUUUAUUGUAUGAAGAAAUAACCGGAACCAUCAUCAUACAACAAAUUGAUGCAAAGCAAUUUGACUCAUAUUGAUCUGUCUCGUACAGGCUCAAGUUCGCCUUCGCCGACGCCCCGAACCACCUCAACGCGGGCAAGUCGGACAGGUGACGGGGCGUCGUUGUCGGUUGAGCUCAGUUUGCGUUGCGACAUUUGUGUCGCUUAACUCCAAACUCUGAUAAAUCCACUCGACACUCUUUUCUUCCUUGCGUUAUCCCGGCAUUUUGUCACGGCUCAUGGGAGCCUGGUGUCCCCUUGACAACUAAUCCCAAGAAUUGACGUAGGCACUAGUUUUUACGAAAGCGACUGCCAUCUGACCUUCCAACCCAGAGGGGAAACUAGGCAUUGGGAUUAGUCCGGUUUCCUCACGAUGUUUUCCUUCACCGGAAAGCGACUGGUAAAUAUCAAAUGAUAUUUCUUACAUAAGUUCCGAAAAAUUCAUUGGGACGAGCCGGGGUUUGAACCCGCGACCUCCGGAUUGAAAGUCGCACGCUGUUACCGCUAGGCCACCAGCGCUUCUCCACUCCACUCGACGCUAUCAGCAAAUAUCUAUAGUUCGUUUUUUUUAGCAUUAGAAAUUAGGUAAACAAUCUUGAUGUGUCUUUUAAUUGAAAAACACAUUUUAAAAAUAAGUUACGGCAAAUAUGUAACAAUUAUGAAUCUAAUACGAUCAUUUAUAUUCUUCUGCUUUCAUCAGUAAUAGUUUUUGAAUUUUAAAAAGCGUUUUUCAAUUAAAAGACUUGUCAAAAUCGCUUACCUUCUUGCAAGUUCUUUCUAAUGCUAAAAAAAACGAACUAUACCCUAUUACCUUUUCUUAACCCGUCGUUCGCCCAUCAUACAACAUAUUGAUGCAAAGCAAUUUGACUCAUAUUGAUCUGUAUUCUGUAGUAACACACGGCUGAUCAGUAUGACUUAGUAAUCGCUACGACCAAAAUUGAGUCAGUAGUUAGUAUCACACGUGUGAUACUAGAGCGCUCCACGGGUUAAUACCUAAAUAGCAAUCUGAUAGAUGGAGUUAUCCGAGUUAGAAGUUAAGCGACUCAUUUUAUCAUACUAUAAAUUUUGGAUUGUGAUAGGACCACACAGAAUGAACUGCUUCAUACAACAAUUUUCUUGCGGGCUCAGGGCCUGCCGCGAGCCAUGUUCGACAUGUUGCCUCUCUGUCGCACUUGUAAAUUCGUACGUAAGUGUGACAGGGACGCAACACAUCGAACGUGGUCCGCGGUAGGCCCCCUGCUCCUUACCUUAAGGUGCAGUAAGUUCUAAAUCGAUAAAAGUGUUAGGUUACGCCUCAAGGUUGCUAUCCAUAUUUUUUGGCAACCAUAACAUAAUCUAAAAGCACUAAGAAUUUUCAGAUACUCUGCUGGCCCUGAGCUCAUCACUGCACCUAAAUAUUUAGAACAGAGCAAUGGACCCUAUAAAAUAUUCAUAGAUCAUUAAUAUGUAUACUCUGUCAAGCCAUUUCCGUCAGUAGGAAAGAGCGGAAAAUUAAAAAAAUGUAGGCGCGAAGAGUUAUCGUCCCAUAGAAAAUUUGAAUUUCGAGCCUUUUUCUACUGACAAACUUGUCUGACCGGCUAUAUCUACUCUCAAACUUUAGUUAUCGCGAACGCCAAGAACGAUUAUAUAUGUCAUAGAAACCAGUUAAAAUAAUAUAGCUUUAAAGUAUGUAAAUAUUUAUAAAGUUGCAUGUUGUCAAAUAAAAGACUUUUCAAAUGUUUGUAAAUCAUAACCAAAUAGAAAUACCCACACACAAGCAGCAAAAAUAACUACACAGGCAAAGGGCUUAUAAUCGGUACAAAAUCAUGUUAUCUUUUCAAGGAAGUACUAAAAUUUUGUCUGCGUAUGUACUUUUGUUUCUGACUGUACAUAAAUACACCGAUAUUGUUAAUAUUAACAUUGCACAUACCUAUACAUAAUGUGGUUAGAUAGGUUUACACUAGGGCUCGCGGUCGUGUCCGUGAUUCGUGAACCCGUAGCCGUGCGCCCGGUUUCGUGAAUCACGGCAACGGUUUUCUGGUCCGUUCCGCACGUGACAUUCGGUUACGUGAAAUUAGGGUACGUGAAUCCGUGUAGAUCCGUGUAGGCGUGAUCACGGCUUCACGUAUCAUAAGAACACGCCGGUUCGGUCCGCCCGCGACGUUGAGUGAAGAUAGAUACGAUGCGGUCUCUAAGAGCUACGAAUAAAAAUGUAUCGUGAGUUUUUUAUUCAUAGCUCUAAUUCCGUUUCAUUACUUUUGAAAUAAAAUUUAUUUCCAAUAGUACGGCCUUUUAAAUAUUAAUCAGUAAUAAAUUAAAAGAACCAAGCAUUAAUUACAAUGAAUAGCUACUUUAAUAAAAGGGUUGCUAAAAUAAUACAACAACACUGUAUGGGGUACAAAAGGUUUAUUAAAAUAAUUUGCUCAACUUUAAAAUAGAUAUAUUAUAUACUAAGUGGUAACUCAAUUCAAUAAUACAUACUUAGUCCUUAUUUAUUUUUCUCCCGGGCGUGUCGAACCUACGAGACGUGCGAUAAGUAUUCAACGGAACCGAGCCCGAAGCUCACGCAGGUACGGGCUACGUAUCAUGGCGUGUCACGGCGUGUCACGUGAAUCCGGACGCGAACGCAGGUACGAGGUACGUACCUUGCCGUGUUCGUGAAAUUCGUGAUCUUAGUACCGCCGGGCUUAAGAACCCGUAGCUACGGAUCGGCGUGUAUCACGGAUAUCAGGAGCCCUAGUUUACACUGUCACAUAUGAAAAGAUACCUUGUUGUAUUGUGAUAAGGUCCAGUAUGGAAUGAUAAACGAAUCAACUGGAUUGCAGGGUAAGCGUUAAGGUGUUAAAAUACUGAUGAAGAGUUUUUUGAUAAAUUGAUCAUUAUAUUAAUAUACUGGAUAACCGGUUCUUGUAGGUAUAUCAAAAACCGGUUAAAUAAAAUUUAUUAAAAUGUUAGUUUUAAAAUUUAAUUAAUUAAUACGAAGAAUAUGAUUCAUAUAAAUGUACGUGACUUUUUUUUCUAGCGAUAGUUGUAUAUUCCGGUUUCGAAUCGAUGAAGUUACUAGAGUAAGGCCUCAAGAUUGCCAAUAUUCAUAUGUUUUGGCAACCCUAUUACUAGUACGAUCUAAAAAACCAAACAAGUACUAAAAAGUACGGAACCCUCGGUUCCGUUUUUAGUAUUUGUCGAAAUCUGUGAAAAUAUCAACUGUAGCUAGCUAUCACGGUUCAUGAGAUACAGCCUCGUGACAGACAGACAGACGGACAGUUGAAUCUUAGUUAUAGGGACCCUUUGGGUACGGAACCCUAAAAAGAGCUAUGAAUUUCAAAAAUUGCUGGCUGAACGCACUGCACCUUAACUGGUAAACUGGUAACCGGUUUCGUAAAUCGAUUGUACAGUCGCCAUCAGGUAAAUCGGAGCGGCCAAGGUGCUUAAAAAUAUCUGAACACGCCUCUAUUUACUGCAUUACUGAGUGGAGACCAUUUCAGCCUCACAUCUUUAUCUUUAAUAUGUCUCUUUGUGUUUUGUAUACUGUUUUUUCACAUUUUAUGUUAUUUUUUGUUAUGCAUUUUGUAAUGGAAUGAUGUGUUGCCUGAAUAAAUAUUUUUCUAUUCUAUUCUAUUGUCGGGGCGUUAUCCACUUGACCGUCCGACGAUAGCAUAGUAUCCGAAAAAAAUAUGCUCUUAACCGUCCGCGGGAACCUUACUAUCCAAAGGGGUGGAAGAAAGAAUUGAUUUCAGAGACAUCUAACGGAAUAUUUCGGCAUUAUUUACUAAUUCUCUUGAUGCGACAACGUAGCCUAACUAAAUAGUUAGCUCUAAAAAAAUUUAGAUGGCAGUGUAGUUAUAAUUUUUGUAGAAAAAUGUGAAUGCGCUGCGCGGGGCGUGCGUUGCUAAAAAACGGUUGACAAGAAUACAGUCUCGCGGGCCGGACGGUUGAGUGGUUAGAGUGCGUGUUCAGAUACCCUCGGCCGCUCUGAUAUAUCUGAUGCUGAUUGUACAUUUUUACAGACCCAUUUCUAGUUUCUAAUCGUUAAUUUUGUUCUAGUUCAAAGUUAAAUCAUAUUUUAUUUAAACUUGAAGCAGUAUUUUACCACCUGGCGCUCUUGGUGUACUUGUACUGUAUAUCAUAUACCGUUGUCAUAAAGACUAAAUUCCAAUGGCAAUGUAAUACUUUUAUAUAGCGAGGAAUCUGUUGGACUCUCGUCGUCCUCUUCGAUCCAAUAAGUUUAGAAAAGGACGGCGAGAGUAAAAAUCUAGAGUAUACUUUAUAAUGAUAAUGAAAAAUAUUUAAAAAAUAUCUCCACGUCUUUUCUUUUUAUAAAAAAAAUGUAUGUCUUCAGAAUUACGAUAUUUCGGUUAUCAAUAUCAGAGAAAUAUGGUCUUAUUCCCAGUUGUCGCCAAUUGAAUUAUUCCCAAAAUAAAAGUAAGAAAAGAAUUCACUAGUGGGAACAACUUGGUGGUCACAGCUGGGAAUAAAAAAAAUGUGUUUUUCUCCUCUUCUGUUACCAAUUUUCAUAACAUUUUUAUGGCGGUAGGAAAACAGACGUGACAAAAAAUGUAUGUAUGUGGAUGGCCUAACAUAAGUGAUUAUAUCGAUUUAGAUAGUAAAGGAGGCAGCUUGUAGGAUGGUAACCGAGGACCCAUUAGUGUGCGUCUCUAUUUGAGCUGGCUAAUUAUUUUGUAGCUUGUAUGGGAGAUUCUUCGCCAUAUUUGAACAUCAAUAGGAUUUCCGCGCGAAUCAACUCAUUAGGUGGAACCGUGCCACGCCGGAGGCAAUGCGGCGUGCAGGUCUACACCUUAGAGCAUUUAGGCUGGAGACGCCUUGGCUGUCAUUUUUUGUACGAAAGUCUGCCGAUUUUUGCGGGGGAGGGGACGUUAAAUGUAUUGUAUUGCUACAUGAUUUAUGUCAGUCAUGUCAGUCCAUACAAAAGUUUGUACAAUUGUGCAAGGUUUUCGGCAGAGUGGUAAGCUUUUAAAGGCGCCUCCGGUUAUUAAAUGCUCUAAGGUCUACACAGACCGAACACCGCCGUAUAUAGUACCUAGUGAUGAAGGGUAGUGCCUGCAACGCGGGACAAAUUAUUAAAUGGAUACUUUUUUAACUUCAUCUGAAGAAAAUGAAUUGCAUACUGAAAAAUGAUAUAAAUUUGUAUUAGAGUUAAACCAAAAAAAGUUUGCAGCGAUUUUGAUAGCCCACGUCAUUAUUUCAUAGAAGUUUGACGUUUAAAAUAACACUUGCACUGCGUGGACCUGGGCUCAGUGGGCUAUCAAAAUCUCUGCAGACUUUUCUUGGUCUCACUCUAUUUCAAUUCAGUAUGUCAUUUAUCGCCAGUUUUUAAACGUUUUUUUUUACAUAGAAUUGUAUGGAUCGUCACAAAAUUGAGUCAAUGUUGAGGCUUAAACUUACUGCCAACUCAAAUAGAGACUUCAACUUUAAGAAAUACUAGCACAAAUUACCGUUUAUUUUUGUCUUGGCACGAAAUAUGAAAAGCCAUUUUUUUUAGUAUAAACGAGACCAAAACGGAAAACGGCCAUUUGUGUGUGUUUCUAUAGCUAAUUCUAAUUAGUUGAAUUAUGGCCGCGCUAGGACGAUUUUCGUCCACAAUAGUCAGAGGGCUACAGUACACGAAAUUCGUAACGUGUUUGCGUCCAUGUCUCUCGAAUAUUGUUAUAGAGUUGGACACAUUGACGUAUAUCUCAGGACUGGCCUUACGGGCUAUAAGAAUGAGGCUCGAAUGGGGCCAGUACAGUGUGACACCGCUACAACGCGAUUGGUUGAUGAGUUCGCAUCACGCACGCGAUUGGUCGCAACUAGUUGCGUUAGACUGCACGAUUGGCUCGAUUUCGUGAGUGAUACCGCUGAACUAGUACCAUUUUUAGUGCCCGUAAGGCCCGUCCUGAGAUAUACGUCAAUGGUUGGACAAAAGCUUUCGAAUUUCGACUCUUGCUGCAAAAAGCUGUGUCCAUGUGGUUUUUGCUCAAUUGUAAAAUUAUCAAAAUCACGCGAAAACUCUGCUCCUUGGUGUGUGCAAAUGGCGCAUUUACACAUAUGUAGUAUAAUGUAAAUUAAAUGGCCCAGUUUGGAGAGCCUACCGCGAACAUUGAAAAUCGAAAUUUCAGUAUCUGCCUCUAAAUCGCUCUUAUUGGGGCGAUAUACACGGUGGCUAAAAAAUAACCAUGCAUUCCCGUUGCCAGGGAGGUUUUGGGAUUAUACUAACCAACUUUUACUAUGCAACCAUACCCGAAAUCGCGAAAAAAAAAUACCCUCCCAUAGAAAAUGGAGCAGUCAAAAUGUAUGAAACAGCCAAACUUUUUUUUCGCGAUUACGGAGUUGGUCCCAUAGUAAAAAUCGUUCAGUAUAAUCCCAAAACUACCCUGGCAACGGAAACGUAGUUAUUUUUAGCCACCCUGUAGUUAGAUAAAUUUCGAUGUUCGUGUUAAGCUUUCUGUAUCCUUGUAAAUGCGCCAUGAUCUCGGUUGGAAAUGCAUUUUAUAAUCGACGUUUUGUAAGGAAUAGUUAGAGAUGUGGUUGUAAAAUAUAAUAUUUCACUAUAUUUCAUAUCGAUGUUUUAUUUUAGCGACUAUAGUUCGUUUUUUAGCAUUAGAAAGAACUUGAAGAAGGUAAGCGUUGUAAGCGAUCUUGACAUGUCUUUUAAUUGAAAAACGCUUUUUAAAAAUCAGUUACUAUACUUAUGAAAGCAGAAGAAUAUAAAUGAUCGCAUUAGAUUAAUAAUUGUUACAUAUUUGCCGUAACUUAUUUUUAAAAUGUGUUUUUGAAUUAAAAGACACAUCAAGAUUGUUUACCUUAUUUCUAAUGCUAAAAAAAAACUAUAACAGGAAAAUGAACGAGCGUUUUUACUUUGUUGUCAUAUCAGGAAUCACAGACAACUAUUUUUGUUUGUGGUUGCCUCUAAUCUAAAUAUAUUCUGUCAAGCCAUUACCGUCAGUAGAAAAAAAUGGAGGCGCGAGGGUUAUAGUCCCAUGGAUAAUUUGAAUUUCGCGCCUUUUUCUACUGACAAGGUUGUUUGACAGGCUAUAAAUAUAUCUACAAUGCUAUGUAUUAUCUUUGGUUUGUAUUUUAGUUUGGUUUGUGCUUAACCUUUCACAUAUUUCUGGUGGCCAGAAACCCCGAUUGUGCAAUGUGCAUGAUAGAGCAGAAAAAAAUAUUUCUCAAAAAAAAUGCAAGAUGAAUAAAGUUCGAUCAGGACCAAGAGGUUCAUUAUGAACACAAAUUAUUAUUAUAAUAAUAUGUAUAACAAGGUACUCAAGGUAGGCCAUCAAAUAUAUAAACCACCUAUUAAGCACACAUUGAAGAUGACAGGUUUAUAUAGGGUAAUUGCGUCAGUUUUCCGUCCGGUGUCAGUUUCCGUCCACUUGACGGAUUGGUAAAUAACACAUUUGAUUUAUAAUUUGCCACUUGCGAAAUAUAUUUUUUAUGUGGAUAGGUAAAUUGUUUAGAUAUUAAGGAUGCAAUAAGUCCAAAUUUGUGCAGCAAUGAAGGUUUAUACUCAAAUUUCGUCAAGUGGACGGAAACUGACACCGGACGAAAACUAGCACAAUGACCCUACUGGUCCCAGUGGGGUAACCUACUAGUAAAAGACAAAAUAUUUUGAUCGGCGCGUUAAGCGUUUUGUUUAUAUUUUUUGUGACGGUUUAUGUAUUAUUUUAUUUUAACAAUGUUACUUUAAAUGAUAAUUAUAGCGUUACUGUAUCA